Molecule: messenger RNA, 2235 nt
Organism: Chinchilla lanigera (long-tailed chinchilla)
Lineage: Eukaryota; Metazoa; Chordata; Mammalia; Rodentia; Chinchillidae
Gene: Efs
Product: embryonal Fyn-associated substrate
Exons: 6
Coding region: 48-1739 (563 amino acids)
Biological process (GO): cell surface receptor protein tyrosine kinase signaling pathway; cell migration
Cellular component (GO): focal adhesion; plasma membrane; cytoplasm
Molecular function (GO): protein binding
Source: RefSeq, a predicted model, not a curated record
CAGCCUCGGCUGAAGACAGCGAGCCCGAGCCUGGCCUGAAGCAGGAGAUGCUGGAAGCCGAGGCCAUGGCCAUUGCCACGUCGGCCCAGCUGGCCCGGGCACUGUACGACAACACCGCCGAGUCUCCCCAGGAGCUGUCCUUCCGCCGAGGGGAUGUUCUACGGGUCCUGCAGAGGGAGGGCGCUGGCGGACUGGAUGGCUGGUGCCUCUGCUCCCUGCAUGGCCAGCAGGGCAUUGUGCCCGCCAACAGAGUGAAGCUCCUCCCUGUUGGCCCAGCGCCUAAACCCAGCCUCUCCCUGGCACCCCCCACCCAGCCUGGCUCACCAUACCCAGUCCUGGAGCGUGGCAAUGAGGAGCAAGAGGUGUAUGUGGUGCCACCACCAGCUCGGCCCUGUCCUGCCACAGGAUCUCUGUCUGGUUCCUGCCCACCCUCCUUUGAUCCCAUCUACAAGGUCCCUAGAGGCAAUGGAACCCAGCCUGGAGAUGCCCUGGAGGUCUAUGAUGUGCCCUCCACUGCCCUGCGGACUCCCUCCAGUGACCCCUACGACUCCCCAGCCUCUUUUUCCCGGCCUCUGGCUCAGGUUGCCCCUCAGCCUCCCGGAGAGGAUGAUGCUACCUACGAUGUGCCUCUGGCCCCAAAGCUGCCCACAGAGCUGGAGCCAGAUCUGGAGUGGGAAGGGGGCCGGGAACCAGGGCCACCCCUCUAUGCUGCCCCCUCCAACCUGAAGCGGGCAUCAGCCGUCCUCAACCUGUAUGAAGCACCCGAGGAACUUACAAAUGGAGAGGGCGGGGACACUGACGAGGGCAUCUAUGAUGUGCCCCUGUUGGGGCCCGAGGCACCCCCUUCUCCGGAGCCUCCAGGAGCCUCAGCCUCCAGUGACCUGGACACUCUGGCUGGGCUUCUGCCCAGAAGCCCCCCACCCCCACACAGGCCACGGCUGCCCUCCGCUGAAAGCCUAUCCCGUCGCCCUCUGCCUGCCCUGCCUGUCCCUGAGGCUCCCAGCCCUUCUCCGGCUCCCUCUCCUGCCCCAGGCCGCAAGGGCAGUAUCCAAGACCGGCCUCUACCCCCACCCCCACCGCACCUUCCUGGCUAUGGGGGCCUCAAGGUGGAGGGGAAUCCAGAGAACAGAGAGGCGGAGGACGACCCAGCAGGACCGCACAAUGAGUAUGAAGGCAUCCCAGUGGCCGAGGAGUACGACUACGUCCACCUGAAGGGCAUGGAUAAAGCUCAGGAAUCUAGACCCCUGGAUAAAGCCUUUCCAGAAGAUCCUGAACCACUGCAGACUGGGUUGCCGGAGCGUCAGGAAGCCCCUUCCCCAGGGGAGCCGCUGGUCCUGUCCACCAGAGACCAACAGCUCUUGCACUUCUAUGCAGGACAGUGCCAGAGCCACUACGCGGCGCUGCAGGCGGCUGUGGCGACCCUCACAUCCAGCACCCAGGCCAGCCAGCCCCCGCGCCUCUUCGUGCCCCACGGCAAGCGGGUGGUGGUGACUGCUCACCGCCUCGUGUUCGUUGGGGACACCCUGGGCCGGCUGGCAUCUUCUGCUCCUCUGCGAGCACAGGUGGGGGCUGCAGGCACGGCACUGGGCCAGGCCUUGCAGGCCACUGUGCUGGCUGUCAAGGGGGCAGCGCUGGGCUAUCCCUCUGGCCCUGCGGUUCAGGAGAUGGCGCGAUGCGUGGCAGAACUAUCAGGGCAGGCCCUGCAGUUCACCACCUUGCUCACCAGCCUGGCCCCCUGAGCGUGCAUUGGCACAGCCUUCCCUUCCUUCCCUGCCUGCCAGAGCCACUCUCAAUCCUUGGGUGGUCCAGGGCUCUGUUUUAGGAAGGGGAGGCCUGUCUCCCCUUCUCCGCCUUUCCGGUCAUCUCAGCCUCUCACAGGCGUCUUCUCCCCUUUCCCACUGCUUUUUGUACGAGCCAUUUUAUAUAAAUUAUUUAUAUUUAAUGUUAUUGCCUGCUUUGUUGGGGCAGGAAGGAACUGGACUUUCCUAUCCAGCCUCUGGUGGGGGUCACGGUGGUGCCUUCCACCUCUGAAAGUUUGGUGCACAGAGAAUCGAGGUUAUCCCGCUCCUUGGCUCCAGAACAUCAGCACCACACUGGUUAUAAUCGGGAGGACAGCGACCUGAGCAUUGCCCAGAAUGUGGAGGUCUGGGGACACCCGAGGGCUCCUUCCCUCAGAAGGUUGGAGAGCUGGGCCCUGGGCAUGGGCAUCCACCUCAAUAAAGCCCGAGUUCUCAU